This is a messenger RNA of Dibothriocephalus latus, 489 nucleotides long. NCBI's taxonomy places the organism in Eukaryota, Metazoa, Platyhelminthes, Cestoda, Diphyllobothriidea, Diphyllobothriidae. The record is from the annotation of a GenBank genome assembly.
AUGCUUCUAUCCUAUUUCAGCGAAGUCAUCUUCGAAGCUGCAGAAUCACUGGAAACCUGUGUUAGAGAAUUCCCUGAUCGCCACUUCAUCAGUGUUCCAAUCAAGAACCUCUACCAACAGGCCGUUGGAGUGGUUUGCUGGACCUGGCUGGGUGAAAAACCACUAUCGUGCGAGGCCAGGAUGCGAGUCAAUAUGAUCACUGCAUUCAUGCAGGCUGCCUUUUGGGAAUUAGAACAUUGUUAUGGCGCGGGGGUAGUGCCAGGACAAGUAUGUUGUGGUGAAACCGAACCACGCGUCUCUGACGCUCAGCCCGCGUGGAAUUAUCAGUUUUUGGAGCACAUCCUCGAGGAAACUUCGUUGAACCUGCUCAGAGACAGGCUGAGAUCCUUCCCACGCAAGGUUUCUAUCUGCAUUACAUACCCGUAUCAGUCUUUCUCAGCUAUUUCCUUUAACGGCAUGAACGGUUGUGCGGUUAACGCGAGAUUGUAA